CCAUUAUCAUCAUUAUCACAUCCAUUCCAUCUCCCUAAAACUAAGAAACAAAGAAUCCAUAUCUGUCUCUUUGGUCCUUUACCCUAACCCCCCCCCCCCCAUGCUUAAGAUGGAAUAUACUAGUGAAGUAGCUGCUCAAUCUCCUUCGCCUAAGUCUUCCAAUUCAUCGUCUUCUCCUCCUCCUCCUCCUUCUACAUCCGUUGUUAUUAGCCCUUGCGCCGCUUGCAAGAUCUUAAGGCGCAGAUGUGCUGAAAAGUGCGUCUUGGCACCUUAUUUCCCUCCCACUGAGCCUACCAAGUUUACCAUUGCUCAUCGUGUCUUUGGUGCUAGCAACAUUAUCAAGUUCUUGCAGGAACUUCCAGAGUCCCAAAGGGCUGAUGCAGUAAGCAGCAUGGUGUACGAGGCGAGUGCCAGAAUCCGAGACCCGGUUUACGGUUGCACCGGGGCGAUUUGUCAACUGCAAAAGCAAGUUAAUGAGCUCCAAGCACAACUAGCCAAAGCUCAAGCUGAAGUGGUGAACAUGCAGUUGCAGCAAGCCAACCUGGUGGCUUUGCUUUGCAUGGAGGUGGCACAGUCUCCUCAACAGAAUCCCCACCAACCCAUCAACGAUUUCCUCAGCAACAGCCCACAAAGCUACCACAGCAACCCUAGUUUCUUGGAUGACAACAACUUAGGUUCAUCAUGGGAGCCUCUCUGGACAUGAAGCACUCAAGCUUUAUAUGCAUAUGUUUAGAAAUUUUAUGAAAAUGAAACUCUCCCAACUCUAAGCCAAUGGCUCCAAAGAAGGAGAAGUUGAAGGAGAUUAAUAAAAUUAACUUGGUAGUAGAUGGAAGUUUAGGGUCUAAUCACUUUGUUAAAAUUAAGUAGUAGUAGAUUUGCUGUUGCUUCUGUUUUUUUUUUUUUUUGGAUAGUCCCGGGAUGUUGGCAUGAAGUAGAUAUGUCUUUUUCCUCCAUGUAAUUUGCUCCCAUGUUUGGAGAGAAAGAGAAAUAUGUACUCCAUUUUUUUCUUCCUAAACUUUAUAUUUGUGUUCUGAUUUUUGAAAUUAUAACAACUUUUAGGUCACCUACUAUGAUUACUUAUAA
This is a messenger RNA of Gossypium raimondii (Peruvian cotton), 1083 nucleotides long. RefSeq names its product LOB domain-containing protein 1. The record is from RefSeq and is a predicted model, not a curated record. The transcript is spliced from 2 exons. Lineage: Eukaryota; Viridiplantae; Streptophyta; Magnoliopsida; Malvales; Malvaceae. The coding region runs from base 101 to 703 and encodes 200 amino acids.